This is a messenger RNA of Soboliphyme baturini, 378 nucleotides long. Lineage: Eukaryota; Metazoa; Nematoda; Enoplea; Dioctophymatida; Soboliphymatidae. The record is from the annotation of a GenBank genome assembly.
AUGACCCCUCUGCGUAUUUCAUUUCUUGCGACCUUCCUUCUCUCUCUCUCUCAUAAUUUGAUAUACUUUUCUUUACAGGGGGCGAAGAUAACUAAAGCGUCGCACUUCAAUCAACCUUUCCAAUUGGGAGGUAAAAUCAACAUUUUAUGCAUCGCCGAUGGUAGCCCGAAGCCGACUAUUACCUGGUACAAGGAUGGGGCCGAGCUGGUGUACAAGUACAACAUUCACCUUCAAGAACAGACCGAACCUGACGGCAAACAGCGCAGCAGAAUCGAGAUCGAUCCUGCAACCGUUGGAGACCAGGGCGUUUAUUCAUGCGUUGUUCACAACAAGUAUGGCAGCAUGGUGAAAAACUUCAAAAGCGAAUACUUUUACUGA